CAAGUGUGUGAGAAUCAUAACAAUAUGAGUACAAGGGGGAGUUUUUUAUAUGGAGGAGGAGGAGGAGGAGGAGGAGGUCCUUCUCCUUCUGUUCUUGCACCCGAUUCUUCUUCACUCUAUGGGAGAAGUAGAAUUUCUUCUUCUUCUAACGUGUUAGAUCAGCAGCAGCAGCAUACGCAGAUGCCCAUGAACGCUUUCCAUCAUUAUCUUCAUCAUCAUCAUCAUCAUCAUCAAUCUGGCGUGUGUUUUCCAUCCAACGCUCCUCCGGUCGUUAAGACCGAAGCCCGUGGCGAAGCUGAGGCCAUUAAGGCUAAGAUCGUUGCUCACCCUCAGUAUUCAAACUUAUUGGAAGCUUACAUGGAAUGUCAAAAGAUAGGAGCUCCACCUGAAGUGGUGGCUAAGCUUACGGCUGUUCUUCGGGAAUUCGAAACGCGGCAACGAUCAUACGUUAUUAACAGAGACUCUUCUUCAACGGACCCGGAACUCGAUCAAUUCAUGGAAGCCUAUUACGAUAUGUUGGUGAAGUAUAGGGAGGAGCUGAUGAAGCCUAUACAAGAAGCGAUGGAGUUCAUGCAGAGGGUCGAGGCGCAGCUUACUACGCUCACUCAUGGCCCUGUACGGAUAUUAACCUCAGAUGAGAAGUGUGAAGGUGUGGGCUCAUCUGAAGAAGAUCAAGACAACAGUGGAGGAGAAAUGGAGACCCCUGAGAUCGAUCCACGUUCUGAAGAUAGGGAAUUAAAGAAUCACCUUUUGAAGAAGUAUAGUGGCUACUUAAGCAGCCUCAAGCAGGAGCUUUCUAAGAAAAAAAAGAAAGGGAAACUUCCAAAGGAUGCCAGACAAAAGCUGCUCAAUUGGUGGGAACUACACUAUAAAUGGCCAUAUCCAUCGGAGACGGAGAAAGUUGCGUUGGCAGAAUCGACUGGUUUGGAUCAGAAGCAAAUCAAUAACUGGUUCAUAAAUCAGAGAAAACGACACUGGAAACCAUCGGAAGACAUGCAAUUUGUGGUUAUGGAUGGGCUACAUAGCCAGAAUGCAGCAGCUCUGUAUAUGGAGAGUCAUUUCAUGAGCGAUGGUGGUUACCGUUUGGGCCCAUGAUGAUCACCAGCAGAAGAGGUAAGGGAAAUGAUCAUUU
This is a messenger RNA of Telopea speciosissima, 1132 nucleotides long. RefSeq names its product homeotic protein knotted-1-like. The record is from RefSeq and is a predicted model, not a curated record. The coding region runs from base 25 to 1095 and encodes 356 amino acids. Gene Ontology annotation, molecular function: DNA binding; DNA-binding transcription factor activity, RNA polymerase II-specific. The transcript is spliced from 7 exons. Gene Ontology annotation, cellular component: nucleus. Lineage: Eukaryota; Viridiplantae; Streptophyta; Magnoliopsida; Proteales; Proteaceae. Gene Ontology annotation, biological process: regulation of DNA-templated transcription.